AUGGUUGAAGAUCGUCAUUUGGAUGUGCUUGAGGAGAUCGACAAUCCCUCCGACCUCCUCUCAAGACCGCUAGAGCCAGCUCCGCUCUUCCGGCCGCUUGCCGCUGCGUCUCCCCAAUCGAUCGAAAAGAAACGUGUUCUGCCGCCUAGUUUUCAUCCCUCAUCUACUGGCGCCGGCUCUUCCAGUAGCUCCAACUCGAAGAUUUGGAGUCCAGCAAACCACACCGUGCCGCUCGCGUCGCCAUCCGGGGCUUCAGGCGGGAGCAGCUUGAUCAUCGGAGGCAGCGGAGCUCGAGUGCCCACCCAGUUCCUGGAUCAGAACGGUGGCUUUUCAAGAACAGCUCCAACGAAUGGCAGCUACGGUACAGCAGGUCAAAGCGCAACUGCGCCUGCGCCGUCAAUGCCAGGAACUUUCCCGAUGUCAAGCACAGAGGAGAAACCACCUUCCGUUCCGGUGCCAAAGGAUCAGCUCGCUCAACAGAAUGCUGCUGUGGUUGAUCUCACAUUAGAUAGCGACGAUGAGGACGAAGAACCAGCCGCAAAUGCGUUAUCAGCAUCAGCGCAUCAUGCGGCACACCAAUCUGCAGGGCCAUCAAGGAUCACUCUACCGCAAGGCAAUGGCUCGGCAGCUCCCGCGCUACAAGCUGUGCAUGUCGACGACGACGGCAAAGACGACGAUAAAAGUGAUGACGAAGACGAGCCGGUCAUUGUCUCGCACAGACGCGCCUGGCCAAAGGCCGAAGGGUACGAGAUCGAUCACGUCAAAUCAAAUGCAAUCGUCUGCGCGGGCAUGAUCAGCGCGGUCGUCCUUUGCAUGCAUGGACUGCCUGCGUCAUUGACGUACAACGGCACGAUAGAUCAAGAGCCACCGGUGGAUCCCAACUUCAGCCGUGAAAAUUGGCCAAGGGCGUCCCGAUUUUGGACUGAGUCCGGCUACAGGCCUAUCAUGCUGCAACUCUCACAACCAACAGGACUGUCAGCGUCGAUGCGGACACUUCCGAACGGCUGGGCCUAUCCAUCAACCGCUGCACAGCGCCCAGACAUCAAAGUCAGCGUCGUAGUGCCUCCGCGCGCGAGGUUUCCUCAACUGUCCGUCGAACAAGCUGCCCGGUAUGGUCCAGCCCCGGAACCGGCUUUCGGCUCGCUAGCCGAGAAAUACGUAUCCUCAAUGGAGCCGCUGCUGCGUAACAACAAAGUGCGCUGCGAGGCUCGAUGUCGCAUGGUCCCCAUCGGUCGAGCGCAGAACUUCCUUCACCACCUCGAGAUCCUCGUCUUUGUUCGACGUCCAGAUCUGGGCCUCAUCUCAGAUCGCCUGUCCGCGUUCAGUAUCCAGCUCGAGCACCCACUCUCGUAUUAUCCCGAGGACUACCCUACCGAGCCGCAGUACAGCAACCCGCACAAUCCCUCUGCAGCAUCUACGCGCAGCGACGCCGUGCAAGCCAUUUACAACGGCAUUCAUCGUGGUGCAGGCAUGGGCACCAUCAUUGCUAACCGCGAGCUGUCCGAGAAGGAGAAGAAGGCGCAGGUCGACGCUGUGUAUGCAAGCCUUCGCAGUGGCGAGGAGCUGGCAGCUGUCGAGCCUGCCGAAGGGAUUGCUACUCCGCUUCUCCCGCAUCAAAAGCAGGCGCUCGGCUUCCUCCUGAAUCGUGAGCGAGAUCGACGAUGGACAGAGCUGCUGGUGGAGCCACCGGUCAUUGUCGAUGACGCAGACGAGGCAUCCACACCUGUCAAGGCCGAGGGCUCUUCUAAUACGAGCAAGGCGUCUCCCUCGAACAGCAGUGAUGUAAAAGACAGCAAGGGCAAAGGCAAGAGCAAGAGCAAGAGCGAGAGCGAGAGUAAGAGGAAGAGUAGAGGCAAGAGCAAGAGCAAGCAGGAGCAAAUGGUGGAUGAAGACUCGAUCUCGCUCUGGACAGUCCGCAAAGGCUCCAACGGUAAAGUGCGCGCCUGGCGCAACCUCAUAACGAAUCGAGAGACCUUGACCCAGCCUCGUAUCUGCCGUGGCGCUAUCCUCGCUGACGAUAUGGGUCUCGGCAAGACCAUCACCACGCUCGCCCUCAUUACGCAUACUCGAAAGGACGCGAGGCUCUUUGGCGCCGCCGAGGUGGAGCGUGAUCCCGAUGCAGAGCUCGUUCAGGCGAUGCGAUCGCCACCUACCUCGGCCGAGGCAGAAUCAAGGGAGGCAGAGAGACGCAAUGGGGUUAGAAAAGUCAAGAGCCGCUUCAAGCGCCGGCUCAAUGAUUCUGAUGACGACGACUCUGCUACCAGUGACGAAGGCGGAGAUGCCGAAAAGAAGGAGGAGGAGGAGGAGGAGGAGGAACCAACCGCUUCGCUUGUCGUCCACGGCGCUCCACCCCCUGCUAAGCCAACUUUCGCAAAAAGCACGGCUAAAAAACCUUCAAAGGACAAGAUGGAUCCCGAACUCGUACGCCGCCGACAUCUCGAGUGUCGCACUCGCGCAACUCUGAUCGUCUGCCCUUUGUCGGUCGUGUCGAAUUGGGAAGAUCAGAUCAAGGAGCAUUGUUCGAGGCAGAAGCGGCCCAGGAUCUAUAUCUAUCACGGACCUACACGUUCCCACAGCACCAAGUGGAUUGCUGACCACGACAUCGUUCUGACAACUUACUCGACACUCGGAUCCGAAUUCUCGAACCAGUCGACAUGGGUCACCGAAACCGAGACAAAGAAAAGCAAGAAGGAUGGUUCGCCAGAUCAUCAUUCUGGACACGAGGAUGAUGACGACGAUGACGACAUUCUUUUGGUGACCGAGGACGGCACCCCGAUUAAGGGUGAAGCUGGCGCAGCUGGUGCGCAAAAGAAGGGCAAGAAGCUAAAGCGGAAGCAGGCAAAGGAGGCACUCAACCCUUUGCAGCGCAUUGAAUGGUUCCGCAUCGUUCUCGACGAGGCUCACCAGAUCAAGGGCGUGGGCACCUGGCAAUCCAGAGCCGCCUGUAAUCUGACGGCUCAGCGCAGACUCUGUCUUACGGGCACCCCGAUUCAGAACACGAUCAAUGAUCUCUAUGCGCUGGUCAAAUUCCUACGCCUCGAGCCUUUUACCGACCGGGCAGUAUGGAACCAAUACUGCGGGUAUCGCGAGAACCUCCACCUACGUGUGAAGAAGGACGACGGUCCUAUCGAUUCGGCCAACAUUGGACAUGUCCAGAUCCUGAUGAAGCUUCUGGCAUUACGUCGUCAGAAGACCAGCAAGACGGCGGAUGGCAAGCCGCUGCUCUCGCUCCCGCCAAAGCUCAGCAAGACCGAAUAUCUCGACUUUGAAGCAAAGGAGAAGGCGCGCUAUCAAGCACUGCACGACAAGUAUCGCGAAGACUUUGAGGACAUGAUGGCCAAUGACACGGUCAAGAGCAACUACGCCACGAUUUUGCACGAGAUUCUCAAUCUUCGCAUGACAUGCGAUCAUCCGUCCAUGGUGGACGCAAGCAAGGAUGCCAGUCGUAUCGGCCGAGGUGCUGAUCUAUCUGUUGCCAUCAAGGAGGACGGCCUGACUCCCGAUAGAGCGGCUGUCCUGUUCAUUCUCUUCCGCGAUAGCGAGAUGGCGUAUUGCUCCGAGUGCCAGGCUGAUCUCUCGAACAGUGUCGAAGGUGAUGGAGCGGGCAACGAUGCUCAGGAGCUCGCCGAUGCGCUUGACGAAUUCACUUCCGACUCUCGCAACGGUGUUGGACCACGCAAACGAAGCAAGGUCGAGCCUGGAACGGGAUCAAUGUCGGCAACCACAUCGAGCAACAGCUUCGGAUCGCCCGCGGCGAGCGGUGCAGUACGACCUGUGGUGACGCGAUGCCAGCACAUUUUCUGCUCGGCUUGCUUCCGUCGCACGAUCGGUUGUCCAUGGCCAGACGUCACGUGCGAGGACGUGGGACGCUGUCCAGCUUGCAAUACGUCGUUGAAGCUCGCAAUCGAUGCCGUCGAGCUAGACGCCUCGGACUUUGCCGGGCUUAAUGACGACCAAGCCGAACGCAUGGCGGACGGAGAUAGCGAUUUGCUCAACGACGACGUGGCGGACGAGAGGCGGUCUAAGCAGCUUAAAGAUGCAGAUUCGGAGGUAGAUGAGCUCGAGGAUGUUUUUGACUGGGGAAUCGGUGACGAUGUCAAGCCGCAGCUCAGUCGACGCAAUGCUCCCCGCAAGAAUGGCAAGUCGACAGCAAGCAGCGAGAGACGUCUGCGUAUCAAUGUUCCGCUGGACGGUCGCAAGGAUCUGUCGACCAAGAUUCGCGCUCUGAUUGCUGACUUGCUGCCGUUUUCGAAAUGCAACCCGCACUCGGACCUUUUCGACCCACUGGCGCCUCGGCUGGUCCAUAUCGAUCCGUCAACAUCAGAGGACGCAGAGGUGCGUAAGGUGGAAGAGCCAGUCGUCGUAAUUCAACGGCCACCGCCGGCUGUCAUGUCGAAUGGUCUGCUCGGAAAGCUCGAUCAGUCGUUGGAAGCGUACGAUUCGUACGAACCGGUCAAGAGCGUCGUGUUUUCACAAUGGACAAAGAUGCUCGACCGGAUUCAGAAAUCGCUCAACAUCACCGGGAUUCGGUACACCCGACUGGACGGCACGAUGAGUCGGCCCGAUCGGACAGCAGCUUUGGAGGCGUUCAAGAGGGAUGCUGGAAUAGAAGUGCUCCUCGUGUCUCUGCGUGCGGGAGGGACCGGGCUCAACCUCGUCUCUGCCUGUCGCGCGUAUCUGAUGGAUCCAUACUGGAACCCAGCGGUCGAGAACCAGGGUCUGGAUCGGAUUCAUCGAAUGGGUCAGACGCGCCCCGUGAUCACGACAAAGUACAUCAUGCGCCAUAGCAUCGAGGAAAACAUGCUGAGAUUGCAGAAACGCAAGAUGAUGAUCGCCGAGAAGGUGGGUAGUAAGCGACAGGUCGUAAGCGCAGACGCGAGGCGCGACGAGAGGAGGGAAGAACUCAAGAUUCUCUUUGGCACAUCGCGCGGCGGGGUGGAUCUGUGA
Messenger RNA from Mycosarcoma maydis (corn smut), 4947 nucleotides. RefSeq lists its product as uncharacterized. Bases 1 to 4947 code for a protein of 1648 amino acids. Gene Ontology annotation, molecular function: ATP binding; ATP-dependent chromatin remodeler activity; zinc ion binding. The record is from RefSeq and is a predicted model, not a curated record. The transcript has a single exon. Lineage: Eukaryota; Fungi; Basidiomycota; Ustilaginomycetes; Ustilaginales.